AUGUUCCAAAAAUACUCGACCAACAGGCACGAGGCAACGCUCGUGACUGUGGGUCGGGCGCUAAAUUGGGUACCUAUAAGAGAUGUUCGAAGCUACGGAGGAUCGAUAAGAAAGUCAGGGUUGACUGGCCCCACGAUCUCCUCCUCUAUUCGACUCGACGAGGAGCUUGCGAUGUGGAAAGUGAAUACUGCCACCGCACAUGUUCCCAUCGAUGCUAAAGGGAAUGAGUCUCUUGCAAUCCAGUCACCGGCCCUCGUCAAUCCACCGUGUCAGGGUCGAAACUCGAAGUAUGACUCUGACCCCCCGUCGCCCUCGUACCGGCGCCCAUUCUUUCAACCCAGCCACCCUCCAAACGGCGAUGGUCAUGACUUCGACACCUUCGUUCACAUCAGGGCUUUCGGACUCCGCACCAUCCCUCAGGGCCUCAGUAACAAGGGAGGUAUCGUCUUCAAGGACAUAUCGGCAAGCCCAGACCAGGACAUUCGCGGUGAUUCGAGCAGCACCAAAUGUCCCGCUCCCAUCGAUGAUAUCCGAGGAAAGAAAGCCCACUCGUUCUGUGACCAAACCGAUCCCCCUAGUUCAAUGCCAGAAGUUGAGGAUGUAGCAAAUACCUUAACUACUCUACAGUUUUAG
Molecule: messenger RNA, 633 nt
Organism: Coprinopsis cinerea okayama7#130
Lineage: Eukaryota; Fungi; Basidiomycota; Agaricomycetes; Agaricales; Psathyrellaceae
Exons: 2
Coding region: 1-633 (210 amino acids)
Source: RefSeq, a predicted model, not a curated record